UCAAAAGAAUGAAUCAUUCGCGAACGGGCAUCGCUCAUUGCCCAGAAAAAAAAGUAAAUGGCGCGCUUGGAAUAAAUUGAAGGAUUUUUAACUUGUAUGCAUUAAGAUAAAGUAACGAGAGGAGCGUCGCCCACAGUAACGAAGUAAAAGUACCGUUUUUUCACUAAAAAUGUACUCGAGUAAGAGUAAAAGUACCCAUUUUUAAAUAUACUCUAAAAGUAUUAGUUACCCAAAAAAUUUACUCAAGUAAAUGUAACGAAGUAAAUGUAACUCGUUACUACCCACCUCUGCACGUAACGCAUGUUUAAAAAUCAAAAGGAGGCGCGGGUGUUUUUAUAUCACUGUAUUUCUGAAGGAACACUGUCUUUAGAAGAUGUUCGAUGUCAUUUUCAUUUCAUCUGGCAUGUUAUAUGCCUGAUAAAGCAGCGUUUGUAAGCUCAGCGCUGCUUUGUGUAACGUACAGCCCAACAGCCGUUUCCGGGGAAACCUCUAGUUCUCCUGCUUUAAAGCGCCUCCUGCUGGCAGAGAAUGAAUUUGCAUUUUUAAUAAGUCCGUCCAAGUAGUUAUCGCUGCAUCUCAGUCCGUCUGAUUUACGCAGCAAACAUAUUUUGCUUGUUAUCAAAACAUAAUCUACUCUAGAGGGACUUAGCUGUUGUUACUGAUUGUAUUUGGAAGUCUACCGGAAGUUAAGUUAGGGCCACAAAAGCGCGCAUGCGCAGUAACGUUUGUUUAUGUUGUUGCCGUUGAAACCGUCUAUACAAAUCCUUAGUCGGGGACACCCCUAGAUUAUUAAAACUUUAUAGUUUUUGUUAUAGUUAUCAUCCUUGGCGUGAAUGGGACUUUAAUCACCAUUACUCACCAUUAUUUACUCAAAAGAAGAUAUUUGGAGAAAUGUCUCAACAACUGAAGCGAGUUGGCUCCAGUGUUGUUUGGAUCUCAAAGUUCUUUUAUAGAGUGUUCCACAGAAGAAAGGCUGCCAAUCAAACUGUCUCAGCUAGGAAAAUACAUGUAACCUCUUCAAAUGUCGACAUCUUGUAUUUCCUGAUGAGGAUGAAAAGGACUGAGAGACUGAUCUGGAAAAGAAAAAAAAAAAAAAACUGCUUAUGACAAAUCAUAUUUGAGUGCCAAAAACAGCAUUUGUUCAUUAUUUCAUGUUGUACAUAAUGUUCUUCAUUUGACUGUUCUGUAAAUUAUGCUGUUUGUUGGUAAUAUUUUUUCUUUUCUUUUUUUUUAAUCAAAGAGGAAAAAAUAUCUGGUGAAUUACUUUUGCACCAGAAAUUAUAUGUCAACACUACUGACAUCACUCUUUUGUUUAUCAAACUGUUGAAAAAAUACAAAAUGCUGUAGUUAUAUAUUUUUAAUCAGUGAUGGUCGUCACAUUUUCUAGUACAAAAAAAAAAAAACAUAUAAUCAUCCCUAAAACAAUUUGCAUUUACUUUACUUUUUAUAACUAUUUUAAACACAGCAAAAAAUAUUAAGAAUUUUUUUUAGAGAAUAUUAAAUUUGUUGUUAACAAUAAAUUUAGCAAUUUUUAGAGAAAGAAAAAAAAAAUCAGGAAAAAAUAACCAAUUGAGUAAAAAAUAUAUUUAAAUAUACUUUUAUUCAGAAAACAAGUUAGAUUCUUUUAAAUAAACAAGUUUUUAAUAUUUUGCACAUUUUGUUUUGGAAGUAAAAUUAUCCUGCCCUACAGUAAAACGACUAAAAUACUGAUUGGUAAUAUUAUUUUUUGCAGUCUGGUAUUUGUUGACAUGAUUCAAUCAAAAUUGGUCUAAAAGAAGUGACAAGUGUUUACUACUGCAAUAUUAUUUCUGAGUCACUUGAUCUUCGACUUGGCCACUGCGUCAGUGCAGAGGGCAGGUUUUGAGAGGACAGUUAUAAACCGUAUUACGGCUGAUUCUCAAAAGAUGAGAGAAUCUCAUUACAUGAAACCUUGAGAAUAUGCUUGAUUGAUAGAAAGCUUUUAAGAAAUUCCUUGUGCGACUGUGUGCGUGUGUCGGAACGGCUGAGGCUGCUCAGCUAUUGGCUGUUUCUGGUACAUUCAGAGCAAGUCACAGUCUCUGUGGUUACAGAGAAGCAGAGCUUCAGCCAAGACAGAAUCGCUGAGCACGUACCCUGUCCUCUCUCUGCUCGUAUCACAACAAGGGAGCUACAACUGAGCCUGAAGAGGUGGAUAGACUGGAAGAGAUUGCAGGUUGUUCUCAUCCUGAGAAUCCAGAGCAUACAGAGCUGAAGUCCCUGUCUGAGCCUGUAACCAUGGAGACAAGUGAAAACUCCGGCACGGCAAACAUAAUUGACUGUGAAAUGGAAGUCCUGGAGACUGAGUUACCUGAGAGCAAGGACACAGGAAACAAAGAUGAACAAGUCUGUUAUGAUGCUGACAUUUUAGAGUCCAUUAGUACAAAAGUUAUGGAUGACAUUUUAGCAGGCUUACCUCCUACAGAGACCAAGGCUGAUGAUCUGGAAGAUGUUUGCAGUGCGAAAGAGGCGCUUGUCUUGGAGGAUACUCAAGAAGAACUUUAUCGCAAUGAAUCAAUUACCUCUUCAAUAUCCGACACUCCGUCAAGUGCUGAGAGCGUGUAUGAAAAUGAUGUUACGCAUAAGAGGCAAGAUUCAGUAAGACAGGAACCAAUGGAGAACAUAGCACCCCAACCAGAUGAGGUUGACGAUGGAGAUAUGUUAGACCAAUUGGGUAUAGACUCACAGGAAGCCAUCUUAGAAAGUUUUGGAUGUGAAGAUCCAGAAGAAACCAUCCUUGAGCACUACAUCCGAGAGGAAGUUCUGUCAGACGUCUCCACAGAGUCUUGCCAUGACCCAGACGAGCUAGAAGAGUGUCUUCGGGUCGAAAUAGCUGCUGCUUCAUCAGACAGCGAAACCGAUGAUAAAUGGAGGAACAUCUUCUCUUCCUCCAUAAAUAAGGAAGAUGAUGAUUCCUACCUUGACAGUCUUGAGCUGAGUGCACAAGAACUCUUUAUUCAAAAACCUACAGUUCAGAAUACUGAGGACAUUUCAAAGGAAACUGAAGAGCUGGAGACUCCGGUGGGAGAAGUACUAGAACAACCGGAAAAUGAGCCAGUUGACCAACAGCAAGAGAUAUCUUACAAUCCUUCCACACUCUUCCACGGGUUGUCCAAGAUUUCUGAAGACGACGAGGAGCUUGGACGAGGCUCAGCAACCCACAAGAGCAAUUCAUUUGAUUCCGUCAAAUCCGAUUCCAGCAAAAAGGUGCCGAAAGAUUAUUGUGUGAUUCAGGAAAUGAAAAGUGAGAACGUCAGCACGGAACAUGUGGAUUUCAAAGUUGCUCGCCAACAGUGGCUAGAGAUCGAAGAGCAAACUAAAAACUUGACACACCAAGCAAGCACACCAACAACUCGAUCUGGCACCUGCCAAGGUAGUCACAGUUUCAUGUAUACACCUGUCCGCAACAUCGAAAGGCCGAAGAGGGAUCUUGAGAGCUUGUCGCUUGUAGAGGAUUACGCACACACCCAGUUCAGCCCUUGCUCUGAGGAUUCAGGUCUGGACGACUCUAGUUACAGAUCACCGUUUGAUGACCCAGAGACCCCAAUUGAGAAGGAGAUUCGCCUAACCUUGGAGCGUGAGGAGAACCUGAGGCGUGAGAGGGGAAUGUCAAAAUCAUACUCCAGUGACUGUGUACAGAUAAGGGCAAGAUCUACCAACUUGAACCCUGGAAAACUAUGCCAAGAAGUCGAUGAGAAAAGGAAGAUGUUAGAAGAGCAGGAAGAUGAUGAUGGAAGUAUAUCUCUCAGUAACAAGACGCCUUCUUUCAUCAUUACCUCCUCACCAACCAAGAGCGCACAGAUACAAGACAUGGCCGCCAACAACAUUAUCAUUCUCGAGCCAGAGCCUUUCCCUCCAAGUCCAAGGCAUGGAAAGAUGGUGUCCUCCAAAUCUGCUGACUGGAGACCUGAAGAUACCCCUAAUGUCAUCAUUUUGGAGACAUCGAACCUCAUCAUUCGAAGUGCAUCUGAGUUCAACUUGAAUUCUGCCUCUGAGGAAUCCCAAGAGAAGAUGUUCCUCAACAACCCAUUUUUCAAGCUGCGGUCCAGGAGUUCGAUAUCUCUAGUUGAUGAGGAGAUUAAGAUGGUGAAGCAGCGAGAGGAGGAACUCAGGCGUCAAAGAGCCAGUGUUUACUCGAAGGAUCACUUCCUGAUGUCUCCAAACCGUUUGGACAGCUCAUUGUUUACAGAUGACGUGCCAAUUAAAUGUAAAUCAUCUCCUUCAUCUCCAAUGAAAACAUGCAGAAUGGAUCGUUCAGCUUUGUCAUGUGAUCAUCGAUUUCCUGAACCCUACACUGGAGGCCGACGUAAAAGUGCCAUGGCUCUGCGCUGGGAGGCAGGGGAGUUUGCGAACAAUGAGUAGAAAUGGACACUGACGUCAAUUUGCAGCUGUUUUACGUAAGCGAAUUUUCAAUGCUCAAACUCGUCUGUUUAUUGUGACAGCAUAUACACCUGCUACUGCUGCUUGUGUGACUUUGUUAAUGAUCCAGAAAAAAUCUGCAUAUGCCGAGAUGCCUAAAUGUUAUUUGAAUGUACCGUUUCAUGCAUAUUUGUGAUUCCUCUUUAAUGAGGUAUCUGGAGAGACUUAUAAACCAUAUUUUUAGUGUUUUGUCUACAAAGUUGAGGAGAAUAUGUAUUGUAUAUUCAUAUUGUAUUUUCUUGUAAGGCAAUGUUUGUAUAUCCCUAAAUUAUAUGAAAAUACGAAGCAGUAUUACAGGGGUUUAGGAUACAAUUUAAGUGAAAAUGUAUACAAAAUGGAUGUAUUUUGUUAAAUAUCACUGAAAAGAGUUCAAUUUGGUAUCUUUUGUCGAAGGGACAUUGUUUUUUAAAAUAAUUAAUCUGAAUUUGAUUGCUCUAAUAUAUAAUAUUCUGCAUCCAGAUUACAUUUCAAUACUUCAGUUACACUCAGUAUGAAAACCGUGAAUCUAUUAAGUUAUUAAUAUUAAUCUUAGAAAAUAAUCUAUUAUUUAAAAAUGACCUGUUGCUUUGUUGUCUACAGAUAAUGUGCAUAUUUAUGUCAAACCGCCAUGCUUAUAAAACAGUAUUGCUUGCU
Onychostoma macrolepis is the source of this 5067-nucleotide messenger RNA. RefSeq names its product palmdelphin b (gene palmdb). The transcript has 5 exons. Gene Ontology annotation, biological process: regulation of cell shape. Lineage: Eukaryota; Metazoa; Chordata; Actinopteri; Cypriniformes; Cyprinidae. The record is from RefSeq and is a predicted model, not a curated record. Bases 2254 to 4377 code for a protein of 707 amino acids. Gene Ontology annotation, cellular component: cytoplasm; membrane.